Messenger RNA from Fusarium subglutinans, 804 nucleotides. RefSeq lists its product as uncharacterized. Gene Ontology annotation, molecular function: hydrolase activity, acting on glycosyl bonds. The record is from RefSeq and is a predicted model, not a curated record. The transcript has a single exon. Bases 1 to 804 code for a protein of 267 amino acids. NCBI's taxonomy places the organism in Eukaryota, Fungi, Ascomycota, Sordariomycetes, Hypocreales, Nectriaceae.
AUGGCAUCGCAAAGACUUUUCGCUGCAUUCGCGGCCCUCUCCAUCCUCAUUGGGUCUGAGGCUAGCCCCUGCAAGCCUAUUUCUUCCACCACUGAGAUUCAGGCUACAUCAACCUUCUCUUCUGAGACUGAGACUGCCACUGCUAGCGACGCCACUUUCGCCACUGAGUUGACCUCAACUGAGUCGAGCUACGUCACGGAUAUCACCAUCACUGAGAGUGAGACAGCGACAUCCAGUGCAGCUGAGUCUACCGUGGUUGUUCACACUACCGAGACUUCCGCUUUCACUUCUACCACGGAAGCUGCCUCUACUACCUCAGCUGCACCUAUCGAGACACUUGUCGUCAACGGGGACUUUGAAAGUGGCAGUGUUGCGCCAUGGUCCAAUUCCGGGCUCGGCGCCUUUGCCAACAUCGACUCUUCAACAGCCCAUGCAGGCUCUUAUUCUCUCAAGAUGGGUUCCCAGGCUAGCGAAUGGUCAAACACCGUCCAAACUCUCAGCAAGUCAGCACUCGUCGCAAAUGUACCUUACAGUCUUACUCUCUACGUCAAGGUCAGCUCUGGAUCCUCUUGCACUUCUUUCCAGGCGCUCAUCGACAACAACGACCUCAAUGAUUCGUUUGGACCGAGGAUUAGUGUUUCUGGUAGCCAGAUUGCUAGUGACUUUACUGGUCUUUCGGGCGAGUUUACCUUGACACAGAGUGCUUUGGACGGCAGCAAUCCUAUCCGAGUUGUCAUCAGGGCGAAGUGCAGUAACGGUUACGUGGCGUGGGUGGAUGACGUUCAUCUGGGUAUUUCGGAUUGA